Messenger RNA from Rhodofomes roseus, 1107 nucleotides. RefSeq lists its product as uncharacterized. Bases 1 to 1107 code for a protein of 368 amino acids. The record is from RefSeq and is a predicted model, not a curated record. The transcript is spliced from 7 exons. NCBI's taxonomy places the organism in Eukaryota, Fungi, Basidiomycota, Agaricomycetes, Polyporales, Fomitopsidaceae.
AUGACAAAAAAGACGAACAUCCUUCUCUUCGGAGCUACAGGCUAUAUCGGAGGGUCUGUCUUGAACCGCCUCCUGAACCAUCCCAAAGCAGAUACCUUCAGUAUUACCGUGUCCGUGCGCUCUCCUGAGAAGGCGAAGCUCCUGGAGAAGUUGGGAGUGAAAGCCGAGAUAGCCUCUCUCAGCGAUCACGACAAGAUAGAGGAGCUUGCCUCGCGCGCGCAUGUUAUUUUCAACGUCGCAAACUCGGACGACUUACCGGCCAUAAUCGCACUCCUGAAGGGUGUGCGCAAGGCGUACGAGACUACCGGAGAGCUCCCCAUUCUCAUCCACACCUCGGGCACAGGCGAGAUCGCAGAGCCAGCGAAAGGAGACUUUGCUGCGGAGACGGUCUAUUCAGACUUGAACAUCGAGCAGAUCAAGGCUAUUCCAGAGACGGCCUUCCACCGUAAGAUCGACCUCGCCGUCAUCGGCGCAGACGAGCAAGGCUACGCACGCUCGUACAUCAUCCUACCCGGGAUUGUAGACGGUAUUGCGUCGGGACCUGUCUUCGAGGCUGGGAUCGCGAAGCCGGUUUCUAUCCAGAUUCCUGCCUUCAUUAGGGAGGCGCUGGACAGGAAGCGGGCGGGCAUGAUCGGCCUUGGCAAGGCCGUCUGGCCGAUUAUCCACAUCGACGACACCGCUGACAUAUACACCGUGCUUUUCGACGCUAUCAGCGCGAACCCGCAGAGUGUCGGGCACGGCUGGGAGGGCUAUUACUUCGGCGAGAGCGGACACGUCUCGUACUACGAGAUCGGGAAGGCCAUCGGACAGGCUCUCGUGGAUCUCGGGCUCGCAGAGGACGCGGAACCGACGCGUUUCACGGAUGAAGAACUCGUGAAGUAUUGGGGCUCCGUGCUUGCGGGAAACUAUGGAGGCACGACAUGCCGCUGCCGUGCGGACCGGGCGCGUGCGAUUGGGUGGAAGCCUAAGUAUGGCACUAAGGACUUGUUGGCGGUCAUCAAGUCUGAGGUUGAGUAUGAGUUGAAGCGCGCGCAGGAGAAGGGCGGAAUCGAUUUUUCAUACGAGAAGAGCCUCGCGACGCUGCUGCAAAGCGGGAAAGCGACCUGA